AUGAAGAGAGAAAGCGUAGAGAGCAAGCAAGAGACCUCACCAUCGCUGAGUCAACCUCAAGUCUCCACCCCCGGCGAUGAAAUCUAUAUUCCUCUCGAUCUAACGGUGGAGAUAAUCAAGAAACUCCGCUGCUUGAAGUCUCUCACGAGGUUUAAAUGCGUCUCAAAGCAAUGGUCACCAAUUGUCACCAACCGUAUAGACUUCAUUAAGAAGAUGAGGGCUCGGUCUGCUGCGAUACGGAAACGGAGCUGGAUGGGAGGAUUUGGGAGAGAGAGGACAAAGACAUCAUAUUGUAUGGGUAGAAAUAUAGGGUUAAACAGAAGAAGAAGCGGGUGUUUUCUGUAA
Microthlaspi erraticum is the source of this 345-nucleotide messenger RNA. The record is from the annotation of a GenBank genome assembly. Lineage: Eukaryota; Viridiplantae; Streptophyta; Magnoliopsida; Brassicales; Brassicaceae.